AUGUCUGACGCGACGUUCUCCGUGGUCACCUCUGUCUAUACCGUUGGUGGCCUGUCCGGUAGUUUGGGAGCCAACCUCGUCAUGGACCGCUGGGGCAGGAAAGGGGCGGUCCUCACCAGCUCAGUGGCUAUGGCUUUUGGUGCAGGCAUGAUGGGGGUCGCUGCUUCAUUAACCCCACUGGUGAUUGGACGACUAGUCACUGGAAUGGGUGCCGGUCUCGGUCUUUGCGUCGGCCCCAUCUUCCUCUCCGAGAUUGCCCCUCCGAAGAAGAGGGGAACUGUCGGUGUACUGACACAGUUCGCAAUUGUUGUGGGCAUUAUGGUGACACAGGGGAUGGGCUUACAGUUGGCGAGUGCGCGCCAUUGGCGACUUGUGCUGCUAUUCUCUGCAGUACUCUCUCUCGCACAGCUCCUUUGCGCUCCCAUGAUGAUCGAGUCCCCAACCUGGUUGAACAGACACGGACAAUUGCAGGCCAAGGACACCGCAGCACGAAGGCUCUGGAAAUCUGAACAGAUGAUCAGGAGCGCAGACGUGUCCAACUAUGAUACGGAAGACCCGUUGUUGAGUACUCAGAAUGAUGAUGAGGAUAUCGAGCACCAACUUCCCAAAGAUCCCGAAGAGCAUGAAGCCGCAAUUUCUGUACCCCGACUCCUGAUUGCGCCGGAGCUCCGUCGACCUCUCGCUAUUGUCUGCUUUUCGAUGUUAUGCCAGCAGCUGUCGGGGAUCAAUGCAGUUCUAUAUUACAGCAACGACAUCCUUUCCAAAGCUUUGCCAGACCUUGGACCUUACAUCUCGCUGGGCAUCACCGUAGUCAACGUCAUCGCCACAGCUGCGCCGGUUCUCCUCAUCGAUCGAUACGGCCGUAGACAACUCCUCUCUCUCUCAGCCGGAGGUGCCUUUCUCUCUCUACUUGGCGUGGGCAUUGGCCUCGACUCUAGCUUGAUUACGCUGGCCAGUGUCGCUAUACUGACCUUCGUGGCAUCCUUCGCGAUAGGCAUCGGUCCAGUGCCAUUUGUAAUGAUCCCGGAGGUCUCCCCACACCAUGCUGUAUCCGCGUUGUCGUCGGUUGGUCUGUCGACGAACUGGAUUGCCAAUUUCUUGGUUGGCUUGGUAUUCCUGCCUCUCCGAAACCUUCUCGCUCAAGGUGAUCCGUCGAAGGAAGGCAGAGUGUUCUACGUCUUUGCGGCGAUGCUCUUCUGCUCCACAUUCGUGCUGUUCAGGGUUUACAGAGGGUAG
Molecule: messenger RNA, 1236 nt
Organism: Sparassis crispa
Lineage: Eukaryota; Fungi; Basidiomycota; Agaricomycetes; Polyporales; Sparassidaceae
Product: Probable metabolite transport protein
Exons: 10
Coding region: 1-1236 (411 amino acids)
Biological process (GO): monosaccharide transmembrane transport
Cellular component (GO): membrane
Molecular function (GO): hexose transmembrane transporter activity
Source: RefSeq, a predicted model, not a curated record